AUGACAGCUGAUAAAGGCGUCCGAGGGGGUGGGUACGGCGAUCUAUCUGCUCUGCGAGUUCGACUGCAAAACACGAAAACAUGUUUAUCAAGCCCCUGCCUGAAUGGAGGAACUUGUAUUUCUGAUCCAAACGAACAAGAGGACUAUCAGUGCACUUGUCCAUCUGGAGUAAGUGGAGAUUUAUGUGAAGAUGUGCCAGUGAAUACGGAACUGACGUGUAACUUUGAGGAUGACAGCGUUUGUUUUCUGCAGCAGGCACGGGACGAUAGCUUUGAUUGGACAAUAAGAGAGGGUCCCACGGCAUCUUCUCCAACAGGUCCUUCAGGGGCCUAUGAAGGCAAACAUUACGCCUACGUGGAAACAUCGGGAUUAAUAAAGGAAAACGACGUGGCUAGGUUAACAACCCAUCCUAUGAACUUUGAAGAGGGUGACCGCUGUCUGAGAUUCAAGUACCACAUGUACGGAUACAGCACUGGUAGUCUGUAUGUGUAUUACGGGGAAUCUGAAAUGUUCGUUGAGACUGGCGAGCUAGGAAACCAUUGGAACAAUGGAAGUGUCGAUAUUCACAUGUCUGGUCCUACUCAGCUGACGAUAUCUGCUGUCAUAGCAACAGAUCGAGGGUUUGGAGAUACUGCUAUCGAUGACGUCAGACUAGUUCCUGGCAAUUUUUCAAAUUCUAUGUCAAAUGACUUAGUUUAA
This is a messenger RNA of Ylistrum balloti, 699 nucleotides long. Its product is annotated as MAM domain-containing glycosylphosphatidylinositol anchor protein 1-like. The transcript has 7 exons. NCBI's taxonomy places the organism in Eukaryota, Metazoa, Mollusca, Bivalvia, Pectinida, Pectinidae. The coding region runs from base 1 to 699 and encodes 232 amino acids. Gene Ontology annotation, cellular component: membrane. The record is from RefSeq and is a predicted model, not a curated record.